This is a messenger RNA of Daphnia pulicaria, 1768 nucleotides long. Its product is annotated as G-protein coupled receptor 143-like. Gene Ontology annotation, biological process: regulation of calcium-mediated signaling; G protein-coupled receptor signaling pathway; melanosome organization. Gene Ontology annotation, molecular function: L-DOPA binding; L-DOPA receptor activity; L-tyrosine binding. Gene Ontology annotation, cellular component: melanosome membrane; plasma membrane. The coding region runs from base 304 to 1308 and encodes 334 amino acids. The record is from RefSeq and is a predicted model, not a curated record. The transcript has 7 exons. Lineage: Eukaryota; Metazoa; Arthropoda; Branchiopoda; Diplostraca; Daphniidae.
GGGUAGUAUACUACUUUUACGUCGGUUGUAUAGUGUUUACAGGCGUGCUUAGCUUUAUGCCAUCUGUACAUAAGUAUUUGGAGCCAUCUUUAAAAAAUUGCGUCAAGCCACGCGGUGCUUGGUUCUAUACGUGCACCCGCCUACACUAUGUCGUUUUUGAGCACUUUUACGGUUUCACUAGUCCAGCUUCAGUUACCUAAAAGGUUUCUCUUAACGUCGUCUUUCCGCCUACUCCUGUAAUCUUUUUUCUCUAAAAAGUCACUCUGUGUGAAGUUGGUGUAGAGAGAGGAUCUUUGAAGAGUAAUGGCGGAUCCAUCAUUACAGUCACUGUGUUGUUUAACCACAAGCAAUCGGUCACAACAAUAUCAAUUGCUGGAGUUGCAUCAGUCUGCCUACUAUGGAUUAAGUUUAGCCUCAGCAAUAGUGGGAUUUCUCGGUGCUGUAUACCAGUUAAAUCUGCGUUAUGCUGCUCCAUUUCCACGAUAUCAGUACUUUAACGUGGGUUUACGUGGAAAUAAUAUAUUAUUUUGGCUGGCACUAGCCGAUACGUUUGCAGCAUUUGGACUAACCGUUAGAUCGACUGGCUGGUUUCUUUCACAAAACUACUGGUCUGUGCAUUCCAGCAACUUGCCGCAUUCACCCAUGAAUCCCUUAUUUUGCGCUAUUAUUUCGGGGUGGAUUCAAUUCUCCUAUACGAGUUCCCAUUUAUGGACUUUGGUUUAUGCAAUCGAUGUUAGACGGAUAACAUUUGAUCAGCCAUUUGCAGCGCCAGUUUACCACGUAUGUGCUUGGGGUGGAGCGGUUGCACUCUGCACUACAGGAUUGACAUUACUUUACCUCCCUGGACAUGAUUCCGACGCUUUCAUCAUGUUAUUACCGAAUCAUGUAACCACGUAUUUUCCACUUGUUUUGACCUGUCUGGCAUGUCCUUUCCUCUUUAUGUCAGCUUUCCGUCAAGCUGAAAUCUCAUUAACGAGACGCUACGCAAGAUAUACAACCACAGAGAGACGUCUUGUAGAUUCGCUUAAAGUCAAAUUUAUCUUGAUAGUAUCCGUUUUCUACCUUUGCUGGAUGCCAAAUAUAGUUAAUGGCCUGGUCCUUUGGAUUUCCUGGAACAAACUACCAGUGACGUGGGUGUUGGCCAAUUGGUACUUAAUGGCAUUGUUAAACCCGCUUCAAGGCGUGUUCAAUAUAAUGCUUUAUCGGAUACCAAAGCGACGCCAACCUAGAUCUCAACUUCAAGGAUGGUUUGCUUCUUUACAAAUAAGGAAGAUAGAACCGCAAGAGGAAACUCCACUUUUAUUAUGAAUGAAAAAGAGCUAAACGCGUUGCAUAUGAAAUCAUAGAGCCGAGUAAAAAUAAGAUUUGAAUUGUUAAUGGUUCUACCAAGGGGUAGCGUUGGCCAAUCGUCGCAUUCGCCUGCACACACACACACAAUCGAAGAUGAAGAAAGUAUCCCCCAUGAAAAUAUAUUUUUUUUAUUCACGUACCUUGUAUUACGAUCUUGAUCGCGGAUCUUCUUCUCCAUCUCAGCAUCCGUCAGUGUUUCAAUGAAUGGAGACCACUGUUCGGCUUCAGCUUGCGGGCGGAAUGGCAAUUCCACAGAAGAGAGCGGAGCUUCACUGUUGGUAUAUCGGAUGUAGAAAAACAAUUGUUUUAAAAAAAGUGAGAGGAUUUGUACAAUAAAAUGUUAAAAACCUGAAAGCGUAUGUUCUUUGGUGCCAAGAAAGCUGACCACGAACACUGUAUGCGAUUGCAGUUACGAAUU